Molecule: messenger RNA, 2100 nt
Organism: Colletotrichum truncatum
Lineage: Eukaryota; Fungi; Ascomycota; Sordariomycetes; Glomerellales; Glomerellaceae
Product: translocation protein sec63-like protein
Biological process (GO): SRP-dependent cotranslational protein targeting to membrane; post-translational protein targeting to endoplasmic reticulum membrane
Cellular component (GO): Sec62/Sec63 complex
Molecular function (GO): RNA binding; transmembrane protein transporter activity
Source: RefSeq, a predicted model, not a curated record
AUGAGCUCCGACUACUCGUACGACAACGACGCACAAUUCUACCCCUUCUUCAUCCUCGCCAUCACCAGUAUCGUCACCCUGCCCCUCGGCUACACACUCGUCUUCCCCUCCAAGGACAUCGAAGCGAAAGCCCCGCGCAUUCAGAGCGACUUCAAGCCCGAACAUGCAGACCUGAUCGGAGCUCAGCGCAAGGCGCACGACAAGAAGCAGCGCCGUAUUGUGCGCGCCAUCUUCGUCAUCCUCGGCCUGGCCCUCAUGGCCGGUAUGGUCUACCUCAUCAUCCACGUCCAGACCGUUAUCCCCAAGAUCUGGAACCCUUAUGAUAUCCUUGGUCUCCCUGACUCUGCCGACGAGAAGACCAUUAAGAAGGUCUACAAGAACCUUUCAAGAAGACUGCACCCCGACAAGGUCAGGCCCGACCCGGCCAAGAACGAGACCGUUGAAUCUCUAAACGCCGCCUACGUCGAGAUCUCCAAGGCCUACCAGGCGCUUACCGACGAGGAGGUCCGCAACAACUAUAUUCAGUACGGUCACCCCGACGGAAAGCAGAGCUUCAGCAUCGGCAUUGCGCUCCCCCAGUUCAUGGUCUCUGAUGGCAACGGCAAGUACGUCGUUCUCGCUUACACCCUGCUUCUCGGCGUCCUCCUGCCUUACCUCGUCGGAUCCUGGUGGUACGGCACUCAGCGCAUGUCCAAGGAUGGCGUCCUCAUGGAGAGCGCCAACAACCUGUUCCGCGCCUACGAGGAGGAAGUAGACGAGGGUGGUGUUAUUACUGCCCUCAGCAGCGGCAAGGAGUUCGAGGCUGUCCUCAAGGGCGACAAGGCCGAAUCUGGCCUUUCCAAGCUCGAGUCCAAGCUCUUCGCCAACGCCGACAAGGCCGGUCUCACCCAGAAGGACAAGCAGGCUCUUCAGGAUCUCGACAGUGGUGUGCGCCGCAAGGCCCUGGCACUUUUGUGGUCGUACCUCGGCCGCGUCGAGCUCGAGGACCCUGCUCUUGACAGUGCCAAGUACGAGGUCGCCCCCAUCGCCCACGCCCUGACCCGGUCAUUCUCUGCUAUUGCCCAGGCCUACGGCAACACUGGUCCUAUUCUCGCCGCCUACUCUACCGGUCAGCACCUGAUCCAGGCCCUGCCUCCCAAGUCCUCGCCCCUUCUUCAGCUUCCUCACUUCACCCAGGACGUCGUCCGCGCUGUCGAGGGCGGUGAUGAGAAGAUCCACGUCUCUCUCCAGCAGUUUAUGGACCUGCCAGACAACCUGCGUAGAAACCUGACGGUGAAGAACGGCCUCCUUACCGAGGAGCAGUACAAGACUGCCCUUAGCGUUUCCAAGCAGCUCCCUCAACUCCGUGUCGCCAAGGCGUUCUUCAAGGUCACCGGCGAGCGAUUCAUUAUUCCCUCUUCCCUCGUCACACUCGUUGUCAAGGGCCGCAUCAUCCCCCCUGGCAGCGAAAACGUCCCCGAAAUCAACGAAUUGGAUCUGGAAGACAUUGACCCCGCGGAGGACGACCUCGACGCCUUCCUCGGCCGCAAGAAGACCACCAAGGGCCCUGACGGCAAGCCCGUCCCCGCUGACGACAAGCCAAUUCUGCCUCCUCUCGCCCACGCUCCUUACUUUGCCCGCGACCACGCCCCCAAGUGGUAUGUCUUCUUGACCGACUCCAAGCAGGGCAAGAUGGCCGUUCCCCCCUUCACCUUCACCCAGUUCGACCAGCCCAUCUUCGGCGAAGACGGCAAGCCCACUUUCAAUAUGCAGACCCUCAAGGCCCAGUUCGCCGCACCUCCCCAAGCCGGUCACUACACUUUCGUCAUGCAUGUUGUGUGCGACAGCUAUGUUGGUUUCGAUACCAAGAUGGAGGUAACAUUGGUGGUUGAGGAGGCCAACAAGGCGGCGGCCAUGGUUGCCGAGGAUGAGAUCAGCGAGCCUGAUGAGGACUCAAUCGCCGGUCAAAUGCAAGCCCUCAAGGGCGGAAGCGUUCCUGGCACCACCAAGCCCCGCAGGAAACCUGUCGAAGAGGACUCGGACGAGGAGAGUGGCACCGAUGACGACGUGGAGGAUGACGACACAAGCGCGACGAACACUGACACUGAAGACGAGUCAUAA